AUGGCCGGUGAGCCCAGUAUGGACCAGCUGGGCCGCAGCGACGGGGACGGUGCCUGGUGCCCUGCGGGCCCCGUGUACCCGGACGAGGCCGAGUUCCUCGAGGUGGACCUGGGCCAGCUGCACGUGGUGACACUGGUGCACUGCAACAACAUGCACACGCGGGGGGUGAGCAUCUUCAGCGAGGUGGAGUGUCGGUUCAAGAAGAGCCUGGCCACCGCCUGGGAGCCCACCCCGGCCUCCCACAGCCUGGGCGGGGCUGUCAAGGACCCCAGCGCCCGCCUGGUCACCAUCCCCUUGGGCGGACGCCAGGCCCGCUUCAUCCAGUGCCACUUCUUCUUCGCCAGCGAGUGGAUGCUCUUCAGCGAGGUCACCUUCCUCUCGGACGUGGUGGAGGACACGGCAGGCACCAGCGGGCGGCCCCCGGCUGGGCCCCCCGACCCCUCGGCCGGGGGCGGCCCCGCGGACCUGGCCCUGCCCCCUUAA
Molecule: messenger RNA, 483 nt
Organism: Struthio camelus australis
Lineage: Eukaryota; Metazoa; Chordata; Aves; Struthioniformes; Struthionidae
Source: RefSeq, a predicted model, not a curated record